UGUGCAAACAGGGGGCACUAACAAGGAGCUCUAAGAGCACAGUCUGGCUCUCUAGCUCUGGCAGUGGGGUGGAGGGUAGGAAGCUCUCGCCCCACAUGGGUGCCCAUCUCCUCAGCAGCCCCUGCCUGAUGUCUCUCCCCGUCCUCCCUGCAGCCUGUAACUGCAACCUGCAUGCCCGGCGCUGCCGCUUCAACAUGGAGCUCUACAAGCUUUCGGGGCGCAAGAGUGGAGGCGUCUGCCUUAACUGCCGCCACAACACUGCUGGCCGCCACUGCCACUACUGCAAGGAGGGCUACUACCGCGACAUGGGCAAGCCCAUCAGUCACCGGAAGGCCUGCAAAGCCUGCGAUUGCCACCCUGUGGGCGCUGCUGGCAAAACCUGCAACCAAACCACUGGCCAGUGUCCCUGUAAGGACGGCGUGACGGGCAUCACCUGCAACCGCUGUGCCAAGGGCUACCAGCAGAGCCGCUCUCCCAUCGCCCCCUGCAUCAAGAUCCCCGUAGCACCGCCAACCACUGUGGCCAGCAGCGUGGAGGAGCCUGAAGACUGUGAUUCCUACUGCAAGGCCUCCAAAGGGAAGCUGAAGAUUAACAUGAAAAAGUACUGCAAGAAGGACUAUGCCGUGCAGAUCCACAUCCUGAAGGCGGACAAAGCGGGGGACUGGUGGAAGUUCACGGUGAACAUCAUCUCAGUGUACAAGCAGGGCACGAGCCGCAUCCGCCGCGGUGACCAGAACCUGUGGAUCCGAUCACGGGACAUCGCCUGCAAAUGCCCCAAGAUCAAGCCCCUCAAGAAGUACCUGCUGCUGGGCAACGCCGAGGACUCUCCCGACCAGAGUGGUAUCGUGGCUGACAAGAGCAGCCUAGUGAUCCAGUGGCGGGACACGUGGGCGCGGCGGCUGCGCAAAUUCCAGCAGCGGGAGAAGAAGGGCAAGUGCAAGAAGGCCUAGCGGGAAGCAGCGGUGCGGCGGGCGCGGGCGGGCAGGCUGGGCGCCAGGGCCGAGCGCGAGCCGGAGGCCCCGGCCGCAGCCGCGGUGGACUUAGCCCGCAAGGGCUUUCCCAAGUUGGGGGAGGGUGGGGGCGGGACCGCAGCCGGCGCGGGGGGCGGGGCCCUCGGCGGCCCCACCCCCAGCCCCGUGUGCGCGCCCCAGGCCCAGCUGAGCGCUCACCCGGCAGGUGCGCAGAGGCCGGGCCCCUGAGAAAUGAGGAAGAGACGUAGCUACCUCACGGGCUCCUUCCAGAGCAGAGACGUGCUUCCCUGGGGCUAGGUGGGGUCGCGGUGGAGGGGCUGGGGGGUCAAGCGCACAGCCGCACUGGGGCCCCCAGAGGUGGCUCGUGGAUAGUUACAGAGAAGGGGGCCACGUGAGAACUGUGAAUUCUCAGGCCCGCAGCCUGGGCGGGGUGCUGGGCAAGCCCAACCAAACUACCACUCCCAACACAAAAGACAAAACACCUCCUUUCACCCACGGAUGCCUGGCUGUGACAACCUGGGCCUCCUCCGGAGGGGCCCUGCAGGCUCUUGGGGCAGAAGCUGGCAGCCUGCAUGCAGCCUCUGGCCUCCACUGCCACCUGCUGCGUUGGUUCUAUGGGGUGGGAUCUUGGGGUGGGGAGGUUCGCCAUCUGUGGAGGAGAGGAAGGCCGGCCCAUCCAGAGGGCAGUGGGCUCAAGGACACCCCUGAGAAGCCCAAGCCGGGUGGUCACCGCCUUGAGCCCAGAACUGCCUGAUGGAGGAGGAAUUGCAAAGGCAAAACCUCCCAGAGAGUUUCCUUUUUGGAAACUUGGAACUAGCCCCUUUUAUGAUAUUUUCCAGGGGAGGGGGAAGGGGCGCUGGCUGGGUUUACGGCAGUGACACUAUUUGUGUAAUGACAUCAGCUCCCACAAGGCCCCUCAGCAAUGUCAACAGCUGGAAAGGGCCUGGGCAGGCGUGGAAUAUGCAGGCUAUGAGGGCAACUGGGCCAGGGGCUUGCUUGAGUCCGGACAGGGUUUGCUGGCUCAGCAGAUGGGCAGGCAGGGGCAGGAGUGACCAGGCUCCUGGAGGCCAGGGAAGCCAAGACCAUCUUCCUAUCUUUACCCCUAUUCCUGGCUCUCCCAGGGAAGUGACAGAGGCUGCUGGGCCAAGAAAGCCUGCUAUAGCUACUCUGGCUCUGGUGCAACCUCUAUAGCCAUUUUGGUCUGGCCUGAGCAGCACCUUGCCCACUCCUUUAUGGUUGGCUUUUUUCCAGAGGCCACCCCUGCCCUCUGGUGUGCCCAGUUCUCUUUCCAAAACUGUCUGAAGCAGGUACCCCUUUUUAGUCUGAUUGCCUCCCAUGGGAACCGUUCCUGUGCCCUAGGGCCUCUUGGCUUCCUGCCUGAGCUUUCUGCACUGCCCAGGGGCCUCUAGCCCAAGUCCUCACACCCUGAAUUAGAGGCCCAGCUCUCCUCUGUCAGGAAAUUGGUUUCAUUUUCUCUGCCAGUUUGGCUGCUCAAAAGGGUCAUACCAAGAAGUAUGAAGCUCAGCCCUUUGCUGGUCUGUCUUCCCUCUGCAUCCCUCACUUCUGCCUGAGUCACAGCUGCUAUAUACAAACACCUGCUCUGUGCCAGGCACUUUACCCACCUGCACUCCUCUUGUCCUCAUGACAACCCCAUGGGACAGGGAUUUUCGCCAGUGAGGAAACUAGAGUACACAUGGCCAAGGUCACACCACAAAUGAGUGGCAGGACUGGGACUCAGGCCUUCUGAGUGCAGGCAGGGGGGGGCGGCGUUCCUGGAAGAGUUGCCACAGUGAGCCUAGCCCUGGGUACUGCCCGGAGGACCCAGACAUCUAGUCUGGACCACAGGAGCCAGGGUAGGGGCCAGGCACAGUAGUAUCUUCAGAGGUGGCCAUAAGCAGGUUGGGUGAAGCAGGGAUGGGCUUGCCAGAGGGCAGCCCCACAUUCAAGAAAGGCAAGACUUGGCUAUUCCUAAGAGGUGGUAG
Otolemur garnettii (small-eared galago) is the source of this 2953-nucleotide messenger RNA. Its product is annotated as netrin-1. The record is from RefSeq and is a predicted model, not a curated record. The transcript is spliced from 5 exons. The coding region runs from base 96 to 950 and encodes 284 amino acids. NCBI's taxonomy places the organism in Eukaryota, Metazoa, Chordata, Mammalia, Primates, Galagidae. Gene Ontology annotation, molecular function: protein binding.